GAAAGUCUGAUAGCGUAUCGGAUACUGCAGGGGUUGUCUUGGCAUUUGCCUCCAACAUCAUCCUCGCUGCUAGAAACAUCGCCCUGAAGAAGAUGCAGCAUGAACCCAACUCUCACUGGUCUUUAGUUCUAAAGCCUUGGUCAUACAUCGCCUUAACCAUUGUUCUUCAAUCACUGCUUGUGUCAGGGUUGUAUGUCCUCGAGAUGAGAGGGUACAUGGCAACACAAAGCUCAACGUUGGUAGCGUUGGCGUUGGCCUCUGGAGUUUUCCAUGUGUCAUAUUCGUAUAUUUCUACAAAUAUCGUGUUAAGAGUGAUGAAUGUCGUCAGCCACUCAGUCGCCAACAUCUUCAAGAGGCUUCUCGUGGUGCUCCUGCUGUCUGCUCUAGGAACUCGAGAGCUGUCAGCGAGCAACUUCCUGGGGCUAGGUAUAGCACUGGCUGGGCUUCUUGUCUAUAUACACGGGAAGAUUGGCGAAGACCAAAAGUCGUGUGAACAAAUCAAAGAAGACACCACAUAUGAAGGUGAACAACACAAGACCUGUGUGACAUUUCUGCUACUGGUGCUUGUCUCAGUUAUAUGUCUACAUACAGCCUGCAUGAUUCAGCGCGAGAGCACAUCUUUGACGUCUUCUCCACAUCGCCACCACAAACAGGAAUAUAUCACAUUUCAUAGUUUACCUGAAGACGCUAGUCACAUUAGAGAAGCUGAAACGGACCCAGAAAUGAAGGAGUUUCUUUCUUGGCGUCUGGUGGACCAUCCGGAAGACACAGACAAGAGAUCCAAGACGCUGACGACAAACAAGGAAAUCGUAGAGGAAGCGCAGAGGAUUCUGGUUAACCUAAUGGAAGACCUAUUACGCGAAGCCAAGCACGUAAUGUUGAUAGAUAUCCCUGUCUUUGAAAACAAAGGCGACCCGGCCAUAGCUGCCGGAGAAGUUUUCCUGUUGGACAAACUCAACAAAACUAUUGUUUUCCAUUGCGAGGCCCAUUCUUGCAUUCGCAAUUUGCGGAAAGCAAUAAAAGUUAGUAAAGGAUACCCUAAAGAUGAUUUGGUGAUCCUCUUGCAAGGAGGUGGUAAUUUGGUAGGAUAUGUAUUUGAAGAUCGGAUACGAAGAAAGUACAUCGAUGCUUUUCCCGAAAGAAACUGCAUCCUUUUCUCACAAAGCAUCUGGCUACAUGGGAAGUACUCUGUAGAUUUGAAAUUUGCUCGACAAACGUAUUCCAAUCGUUCCAAUUUAGUAAUAUUCCUACGAGAUCGACAGUCUCUGGAAAUAGCUAAGAAAAACUUCAAGGCCGUUAGACUUAUUCUUGCACCGGAUCUGGCUUUCUGUAUUGGAAUGAUACUUCGACAAAUGCCACCGUUGUAUGAUAUCAUUUGGCUACGAAGAGAAGACACAGAAAGUUCAAGUUACACUUUUCCUAACAUUCCUGACAAUAUUAGUGUUAACGCGAGUGACUGGUUAAAAUGGCGGUCAAAUACAGGGAACCGAGUGGUUGAGAAUGUAUUCAUAAUAGCGUCAGAAGGAUUUCAGUUUCUACAGAGAGGUAGAAUUGUGGUCACGGAUCGUCUGCAUGGACAUAUUCUGUCUACGUUGUUGAACAUCCCACAUGUGAUCAUAGACAACCCGCCGUAUUUAAAGUUAUCCUCGUUUCACAAAACAUGGACACAGGGUCUCAGCAACACAAUCUUAGUCUCCAACGGUUCUCAGGCUUUGGACGCGGCCCUGGAGUUACUCAGACGUUACGAGAAUUCUCUUCCUUCUUUGAGCUACAGGGAAAUGUUUGCUCUUACAUGA
This is a messenger RNA of Candidula unifasciata, 1796 nucleotides long. The record is from the annotation of a GenBank genome assembly. NCBI's taxonomy places the organism in Eukaryota, Metazoa, Mollusca, Gastropoda, Stylommatophora, Geomitridae.